GUAUGUGGAGGUAAACAUGAAUUCUGCUGCCCUUGUUUGGCCAUUAUUUAAUAGCCUGCAGGCUUCUGGCCUGGACUUUAGUGUCUGGAAGCGGUAUAAUUUCACUCCAGAGUGUUUCAAUCUGGCCACUUUCAAAGUGCAGCAUGGUCAGAAAAGCUACUCAUUACGUCCAGAAUUAAUCGAAAGCACGUAUUGGUUGUACAAAGCUACACGAAACCCCAGAUAUCUUGAUGACGGACGAGAAAUGCUUGCCAGUUUACAGUUGGCUCGAUGCACGUGCAGAUAUUGUCAUAUCUCGGAUGUUGAGUUUCAUCAGCAUGAAGAUCACAUGGAAAGCUUUUUCUUGCCUGAGACU
Molecule: messenger RNA, 355 nt
Organism: Striga hermonthica
Lineage: Eukaryota; Viridiplantae; Streptophyta; Magnoliopsida; Lamiales; Orobanchaceae
Source: the annotation of a GenBank genome assembly